AUGUCCUCACACGAUAUCCACGAUAAAGGGCCCUGGGCCGCACAGAAGGUCCUUCUCCUUUGGGGACCGAACAUGCUCAUGUUCACGGUUCAUCUGAGCCACGCAGAAUUCGUCAAAGCGCUGCACACCGAGAAGCAUGUAUUUGUGCGGCCUCGAAUCGCAAGACCUCUCUACUUUGCGCUGAGCACCGUUCUCUUUCUCAUGGUGUUUUCCAUCGUCAUGCUAGUGGCCACCUCCGACGAGAGCAAGAAAACCCUAUACAAGACGCUGGUUAAUGCCAGUCUCAUCACCCAGCUCAUCUUCUGGCUUCUGACAUUCGUCGAAAACGUCUGGCUGAACUUCCGUCUGCGGCGGCACCCGACCACCGAAAGUCUCGAGAUGAUACCCAAUUGGAAGCGCUGGAAUUAG
Messenger RNA from Aspergillus affinis, 408 nucleotides. RefSeq lists its product as uncharacterized. The coding region runs from base 1 to 408 and encodes 135 amino acids. The transcript has a single exon. The record is from RefSeq and is a predicted model, not a curated record. Lineage: Eukaryota; Fungi; Ascomycota; Eurotiomycetes; Eurotiales; Aspergillaceae. Gene Ontology annotation, cellular component: membrane.